AUGUCGGCUGUAGACGUGCGCGACCACCUGCACCACCUGCCCGGCCAAGGCUGCAGCUUCUCGGCGCAGCUGGGCAACCUCGGCGCACGUCUUCGUUUGGCCAAUGCCGCGCGAUGGCAGCUGCCAGAACUCGAAGUGGAGCAGGAUGCCUUUUGCCAUCGUGGCUUCGAGGGCAAGGUUUCCGAGUUCCUCCGCUUCGCCCAGCGUGAGGUCUGGGAGGCCCGUGGGCGGUACCCCGAGGCGUCUCGCGCUGCCUUUGACGUGCUUCUAGAAUCCUUGGACGCGGCAUUGUCAGGAGAGAAGGAUUUGACGCUGGUGGUGCGAGACCCCUCUGGCUUGAGCAGACUGGAUGCGGCCGAGGUCAAACAUUUUGAGCGCACCGUGCGCGAUGACUUGGCAUUGGGGGUGGAGUAUCCGCGGCCCACCCUGCAGCUCAAUUCUGCCGAGAACGUGGCGAAGAUAGUGCGACGAGCAAGCCGCAUUGUUGCGCUGACAGGCGCCGGUAUCUCAGUCGAAUCAGGAAUUACUCCAUUCCGUCUGCCAAGCUCUUCGGACGGCGGUUCUGCAAUCUGGGCAGAGUUCGAUGCACGGCAGAUGACAGUUGACGGCUUCAACAGCGACGCUGAUAUCCGCGCGAAGUGGUGGGCGAUGAAGCGAAAGCUGCUAAAAGAAAUGUCAAUGGCAAAAGCCAACCCUGCACACUGCUUCUUCGGCGAGCUGGAGAAGCGCGGCAAGCUGAAAGGUGUGAUCACCCAGAACAUUGAUUCGCUGCAUCAGGGUGGCGGAGCUCCGUGUGAGAAGGUGAAUGAGCUGCACGGUCACAUGCGGCGCCUGAUCUGUUCCGACCACCGCACCCCCCUUAAUCCGCAGCCGUUUGCCACUGGGGAGUGUGAUUAUGAAUGUGCCACGACAGCUUGCGGCGAUGACAAUGUUCCUACGUGCCCGAAGUGCGGCUCGCCCCUCCGCACAGAGACUGUGCUGUUCGAGCAGGCUAUGCCAGAAGGUGCUGUGGAGCGUGCGCAAUGCACAAUCCAGGAAUCCGAUCUCCUCAUUGUGAUUGGCAGCACUUUGAUUGUUCGACCCGCCAACGAACUGCCAGCAGAAGCACUCUGCCGCGGCAUUCCUGUCAUCAUGGUGAACCUGGAUGACACUUGUUAUGAUGCCAAUGCCGUGUCCCUUGUCCGGCAGCCUGCGGGCAAGUUCUUCGACGAGGUGAUGAGCUUUCUUGGAGAUGGAGACUGGCAUCUUGAUCCGUGCGAAGAGUCGGCACAUCCCACUCAUCCCACCAGCUCCGACCAGCACGAACACAUUCCAAUGGAGUCGACUCCUGCAGCUCUGGAGCUGGACGAUGGGGACUCUGAUGACCAGCUGUAUGGUGAUGACGACUUGGGCUGUUAG
Symbiodinium natans is the source of this 1398-nucleotide messenger RNA. NCBI's taxonomy places the organism in Eukaryota, Dinophyceae, Suessiales, Symbiodiniaceae. The record is from the annotation of a GenBank genome assembly.